AUGGCCUUCGCGCGCCGUGUUCAGCAGGGCCUCCCCUGGGCCUCGGAGUGCUGUGUGUCCCUGUGGGGCUACCGGGUGGCCCAGGGCUUUGUUUUUGCCAUCGAGGAGAUCAACAGGAGCGUCCACCUGCUGCCCAACCUGACCCUGGGCUUCUCCAUCCGAAGAUCUGGGGACUGUGCACGGAGCCCGUUGGACAUGCUGAGCUUUCUCACGGGGCAGGAGGAGCCCAUCCCAACCAUGCCUGUGGACUCCGCCUGCCCCGGGGGCCGUGGUGGGGAUACGCGGUCAGUCCUGACGGUCUCCGUGGCCGGGCUGCUGGGGCUCUGCAAGUCUCCCCAGGUCAGUUAUUCAUCCACACUGCCCAUCCUCAGCGACAAGACCCAGUUCCCAUCCUUCCUCCGGACCCUGGCCGGUGACCUCGUGUCCUCCUAAACGGUGACCCAGCUGGUGCUCCACUUUCGAUGGACCUGGGUGGACAUUCUGGCCCAGGAUGAUGACUUUGGGCAGCAGGCCAGCUCUCUGGCUGCCCAGGAGCUGAGCCAGGCUGGCAUCUGCCUCGAGGUCCAGCUCUAGGUCCCUUCCCAGCUGGUGGUUCUGGUUUUCCUGAGCCACUCAAAUUUCCUGCUCAUCUGGCAGGGGCUGCUGGGUCUUCGGGUCUCAGGCCAAGUCUGGGUCAGCAAGGGCACUCUGCACCUGGCCACGGCCCUCGAUGUGCCGGGCGUCUCCCAGGUCCUGCAGGGCCCCUGCGGCCUCAUGUUUCACAGCAGCCGGGUGCCUGGCCUCCCCGAGUUCUUGGCUCCCCUGCACCCCAGCCGGGCCCCAGAGGACGUGUUCAUACAGAGGUCCUGGGAGGACACUUUUGAGUGCACGUGGCCCCACAAGAAUGGCGCAGUGGCAAGGGUUGUCCGGCUCUGCGAGCCAGGAGUAUUCUUUCUGGAAAGUGAGCAAAGUGCCGUCUACAGCAUCGCCCACGCCCUGCAGGACCUGGUGGCCUGCGAGCCCUGGGAUGGGACGUGUGCAGACUCUGGGCACUUCCUGCCCUGGCAGUGCCCUUGGCCAUCCCUGGCCAGCCUACAGCAUCCCCCUUCCUCCCCAGCUUCUCCAUGGCCUCAGGAUGGGACCGAGAUGAUGUUUGAUGCCCACGGGGACUUGGUUUCAAAAUCUGACAUUCUGCAGGGGCAGAAGACCCCUGAGGGCUGAUUCCGCUUGGUCCACAGAGAUGAGAUGGACCCUCGAGCCUCUUCAGGGAGCAGAAUGACAGUCCACCUGCAGGAGGAUCUCCAGGUGCCCAGCUCUGACUGCAGCAGGAAUUGUGCUCCAGGUUCAGCCAGACCCCCCGACAGGGAGCCCCUCAUGGCUGUUUCCAGGGCAGCCCCUGCCCUGAGGCCAGUUUGCAGACCACACAGAGACCGCUGCGUGCCCAGGGCAGAGACCUUCCUGACUUUUGACGCACCCCUGGGACUCAUGCUGGCUGUGCAGCAGUCUGCUGGCUGCCUGGCAGUGCUGGUCCUUGGGGUGUUCCUGAGGCACCAGGACACACCCAGGGUCAGGGCCAACAACAGAGCCCUCAGCUAGGUGCUGCUGGCCUCCUGUGCCCUGUGUCCCACCGCUGUCACCUGCCUCCUCCGCCAGACCACCUUUGCUGUUGUGUUCACUGUGGCUCUUUCCUCCGUCCUGGCCAAGACCCCUACUGUGGCCCCAGCCUUAGUCACSAGGCCAGGGUCCAGGGCCCGGGUGUGCCUAGGACGCCGUGCCUCCUCCUCAGUGGUCCUCAUUGCCUCCCUAACACAGGCUGCUCUCUGUGGGGUGUGGCUGGGCCCCUCCCCACCAUUCCCAGACAGGGACUUGGACUCUGAGCCCAGUCUCACUGUCCUCCGGUGCCAGGAGGGCUCCGGCAUCGCCUUCACCUGUGUGCUGGUCUCUGGCCUCCUCGCGGGGGGCACCUUCUCUGUGGCCUUCCUGGCCAGGGGUCUGCCUGAUGCCUUCAGUGAGGCCCAGUUCCUGACCUUCAGCAUGCUGCUGUUCUGCAGGGUCUGGACAGCCUUCCUGCCCCGUACCGCAGUGCCCGGGCAAGUCCACUGUGCGGUGCAGACCUUCUCCACCCUGGCCCCCACUUCAGGGCCUGGGGGAACCUUCAUCCCCAAGUGCUACGUCAUCUUGCUGAGGCCUGAGCAGAACGCCCUGGCCUGGCUGAGGCAAGGACACGGGGCUCAGCGGGAAAGGCAGGGCCAGGUGCCCUGGAGGAGGUGUCCCCGCAGGCCAGCCCCGCAGCCUCUAGAACCCGUCUUCACAGAAGACGCCAGGGCGGCCUGUCUGGGGCUCAUCAUUUCUGUGAGGAUCCAGAGACUUAAUGGUCAAGAGAGAAGUGAGGCACACAGGCCAGGUGCUGAUGACUGUUGGAAUAGGACGGGCACCUGGUCAGUCCUGGGCGGUCCUCUUGGUAUGUAGUGCUCAAAAUUUUCACCAUUAAAAAUGUUUGGAAAGGGCAGUGAAGUGAGGAGGAGGAGGAGGAGGAAGCACGGGGAGGAUGUGGGAGUCUGUUGGUGCCAAUGCAGAAAGGAAACCCGUCUGUCAUUCCUUGAAAGGUUAAGGGUAGACUCACCAUGGGACCUGGUAAUUCCACUCCUGGGCGGAACCGGGAGAAAUGAAAACAUAGGAAAGGUGUAA
Molecule: messenger RNA, 2667 nt
Organism: Urocitellus parryii (Arctic ground squirrel)
Lineage: Eukaryota; Metazoa; Chordata; Mammalia; Rodentia; Sciuridae
Source: RefSeq, a predicted model, not a curated record